CAGGGUGAGGAGGGACGAUAACUUCCCCCGAGAGCCAACCGUCCGUACGCGGUUGAGUUCCACUCUUGCUGUAAUACCUAACAGUACAUUUUGUGUGCGAGCGUGGGCGCGCGCGUGCUCAAAUUUGGUGUUCUUUUGUGCAAGGUCGUGGCAUGGGUCUCUAAGGCAGGACAGUGGAUGAAGUCUGCCCCGGCCCCACAUCGGCCUUUCAUUGCGAUACAAGUCUUUCUGACUGGUUCCCAGCACCGGAAAUGGAGUUGCAGCCCUUACUGCCAUCACGAGCAUCCAGCACUGGUCGUGAAAAUGAUCCCGAAGGCAGGACAGUGAACAUACGAUUGCCAUCCGAUAGGCCCAAAGCGCCACCCGAUAGGCCCAAAGCGACACCCAGAAGUGGUCGCAACAUGGACAAAGAAUCGGACGAGGAAUCCCUCGUUUCAACCAACGACGAUGUGUGGAUCAAUUUAGUUAGACGUACAGUAAAUUUAGCAGAAUGUAUGGACCAUCUCGAGGGACGAUGCACCAUCUUCAAGGUCCCCGAGCACAUCCGACAGUUGGAUCCUAAAGCAUACGAACCAGCGAUUGCUUUCCUCGGACCUUUUCACCACAACAGCCACGGGAGUUCCUCCAUGAACUACCACAAGUUGCGGUGUGUCCGGCACCUUCUAUCGCGUCACCGAAGCCCGGAGCAUGCAAGUCAAUUGUUGAACCUGUGCUUGUUCGAGUUGAAGCAACAGGAUGAGAAGGUCCGGAGCUGCUACUCUCAGGAAUUCUCCGCACUGAAUGCCUCAGAUAUGGCAUUGAUCAUGUUGCUUGAUGGGUGCUUCAUCAUUUAUCUCAUGCUAAAAAUGUGUCCCAGGAUGGAAUCAUUGAAGCCAAGAAGGAGACUAGAUAAUAUGAGGGAGACGAGGGAAGGGGAGGUUGCUUUAAAUAUCGGCGAGAAGGAUGAACAGCUUGAGGGCCCAACUGUGGCAGGGCUGUUCACUAUUAGUUUAGUGGUUUUUGAUCUGCUAAAGCUUGAGAACCAAAUUCCUUUCUUCGUCAUCCAAUUGCUAUUUGAUCAUCUCAAAGCAUACAAGGAUGGACAGAUUAAUCUUGUUGACCUUGCUCUCCAGCUUUUCAAGAGCAUCCAUCCCGAGGAAUCCGAAUCAUUCAAGAAGUCCAAGAAGAAGUCCCCCGGUGAAUACCAUCAUCUGCUCCAUCUAUUUUAUUCAUCUCGGAUCCCUUCAGAAAAGCCAGCGGAGUAUACAUCUGCACCAGGGGAAGUUGCUCCUUCACAAGGGUCUCCGACAUCUGCACCGACUUCACGAGGGUCUUCGACAUCUGCACCCAAGUGGAUUCCUAGUGCGACGAAGCUCGACAGGGCUGGGGUGAAGUUCGAGGGGAAGGAACAAGCAGACAGUUUCUUGAACAUCAAAUUCCAGAUAAGGAGUGGGAUUAGGAGUGGGCGGAUGGAGAUACCACCACUGCAAAUCCAUGACUAUACCCGUCCUCUCUUCCGAAACCUCAUAGCUUUCGAACAGUGCUAUUUCGACACUGAGAUGUACAUUACGAUAUACGCACUCUUUAUGGACUGCAUCAUCGACCAGGCUGGGGACGUGCGGUUGCUCCACUUGGAAGGCAUACUGGAACAUAAGCUAAACAAUGAACAAGCAGUGGCAGAACUCUUCAAUCAGCUGGGCAGUCAGCUACACUAUGCUUGGGAAAAGAACUACCUUGCAAAUGAGAUUGAGGUAGUAAACAGCUUUUAUGAAGUCAAAUGGCCCGAAUGGUUUGCUGAUUUGAGGCGAGACUAUUUUGGCAACCCAUGGGCUACAAUUUCAGUGUUGGCAGCGGCCCUUCUUCUCUUGCUGACCGUCGUGCAGACAGUAUUUUCCGUAUUGUCCUAUGUUCACUCUCCAUCUACAAAGUUAAAAUAGGCGACAGAUAUUAUGGAAGGGUGAGUGGAUAAGAAAGGAUUCCCUCCAAACAUGGAUACUGGAGAAUUUCAUUUAUCUGGGGAGCAUAGAAACUAGACGGUUAACUGUGGUUGUUAGGUAGUAUUGAUAAAUGUGGUUGGCUAUGCUGUUGACCUCAUAAAAAAUAAUUUGCUUGGACAGAUCAUUGUUGGUUUGUAAUUUUCUUCGAAGUUAGCUAUUGGAUCUAAUGUUGUUGUGUCA
Molecule: messenger RNA, 2156 nt
Organism: Phoenix dactylifera (date palm)
Lineage: Eukaryota; Viridiplantae; Streptophyta; Magnoliopsida; Arecales; Arecaceae
Product: UPF0481 protein At3g47200-like
Source: RefSeq, a predicted model, not a curated record